AUGCCUGUAACAGCUCAUCCAGCUUUCAAUAAAGCUGGUUCUUAUUUUAAAAUGAAACUAAUACGUAUACCAGUUGAUCCUAAUACACUCGAAGUUGAUGUUAAACAAAUGCGUCGAGCAAUAACGAAAAAUACUUGCAUGAUUAUUGCUUCGGCACCCUGUUUUCCACAUGGCACGAUUGAUCCCAUACAAGAUAUUUCUAAAAUUGCACUUGAAUAUGGCGUUCCUUUGCAUGUUGAUGGUUGUUUAGGUGGUUUUCUUAUUGCUUUUAUGGACAAAGCUGGUUUUCCAUUGAAACCGUUUGAUUUUCGUGUACCUGGUGUAAUGAGUAUUAGCUGUGAUUCACAUAAAUAUGGUUUUACGCCGAAAGGAGCUUCAGUUAUUCUUUAUCGAACUCCUGAAAUUCGUUCGCAUCAAUUUUAUGCCUUAGCCGAUUGGCCAGGUGGUAUCUAUGCAUCGCCAUCGAUUGCUGGUAGUCGUUCCGGAUUUUUAAUUGCUUGUUGUUGGGCAACACUUAUGUAUUAUGGAGUUGAUGGUUAUGUUGAAGAAACGCGAAAAAUUAUUCAAACAACACGAGCUCUUGCUCAGGGUUGGAGUAAAAUUGAUGGUCUAUAUCUUUUGCAUAAUCCUGAUGUAUCCGUUGUAGCUGUUGGCUCAAAAGUUUUCAAUAUUUAUUACGUACUUGAUGGAUUACGUGAUCGAGGAUGGCAUUUAAAUGGUAUACAAAAUCCAGCUGGUUUACAGAUUGCCUUAACUCAACUUCAUGCACAACCAGGUGUUAUUGAAAAACUUAUAGAAGAAACACGAGAAUGUGUUGCAGAAGUCAUGAAAAGAGAAAAUGCCAACGAUACACCGACGGCUGUCAUUUAUGGUACAAAUCAAAAAGUACCAGAUAAAUCUCUUGUCUGUGAUAUGGCAAAAUUGUAUAUCAGUGCAUGUUAUAAUACAACUAUGUCACCAUCAUCAGCAGCAGCAGCAAAAAACGCUCAUUAA
Messenger RNA from Rotaria socialis, 993 nucleotides. NCBI's taxonomy places the organism in Eukaryota, Metazoa, Rotifera, Eurotatoria, Philodinida, Philodinidae. The record is from the annotation of a GenBank genome assembly.